AUGGCCAAGUCACACCUGCUGCUGUGGCUGCUGCUGCUGCUCACACUCUGUGGCCCAGGCACUGCAGCUGUCUGGAACUCCUCGUCCCUGGAAUGUACCCAGGGCCCUGAGUUCUGGUGCCAAGGUCUGGAGCAAGCAUUGCGAUGUGGAGCCCUGGGACACUGCCUACAGGAAGUCUGGGGACAUGCAGGCGCUGAUGACCUGUGCCAGGAGUGUGAAAACAUUGUCCAAAUCCUCACCAAGAUGACCAAGGAGGACACGUUCCAGGACAUGAUUCAGAGGUUCACAGAGCACCAGUGUGAUGUCUUUCCCCUGAAGCUGCUCGUGCCCCAGUGCGGACGUAUACUCCACCUCUAUCUUCCACUGGUCAUCUACUACUUCCAGAAUCAGAUCGACCCAAAGACCAUCUGUGACCACUUAAGCCUGUGCAAAUCCAGGCAUCCGGACCCAAGGCAGGAGCCCGGGCAGGAACCAGGGCUGCCAGAUCCUCUGCUGGACAGUGUGGUCCUCUCCGUGCUGCCCGGGGCUGUCCAGAAGGGUGUUGGGCCUUAUACACAGGAUCUCACCCAGCAGCAGUUCCCAAUCCCCCUACCCUUCUGCUGGCUCUGCAGGACUCUGAUCCAGAAGGUCCAGUCUAUGAUACCCAAGGGUGCGCUGGCUGUGGCUGUGGCUCAGGUAUGCCACGUGGUGCCCCUGGUGGUGGGCGGCAUCUGCCAGUGCCUUGCCGAACGCUACACUACCAUCCUGUUGGACGCCCUGAUGAGCCGCGUACUACCCCAACUGGUCUGUGGCCUCGUCCUUCGGUGCACCCGUGUGGACAGCUUUAGUCCAGCCCUCGCUGCUCUGGAGUUCCCACCAGGAGAGUGGCUGACACAAGACUCCAAGUGCAACCUCUGCAUGUCUCUGAUGACCAAGAUCGGGAACAGCACCGAGCAGGCCACGCCACAGACGAUACUCCGGGCCUGCCACAGCAGCUGGGAUGAUGGGCAAAAGUGUGAGCAAUUUGUGAAGCAGUACACAUUCCAGCUACUGAUUCUGAUGUCCAGAGGCUGGGAUGCCCACACCACCUGCAAGGCCCUGGGGACGUGUGCAGCCAUGCUCAGCCCUCUUCAAUGUGCUCACCUCUGA
Messenger RNA from Chrysochloris asiatica (Cape golden mole), 1128 nucleotides. RefSeq names its product surfactant protein B (gene SFTPB). Bases 1 to 1128 code for a protein of 375 amino acids. Gene Ontology annotation, cellular component: lysosome. The transcript has 10 exons. The record is from RefSeq and is a predicted model, not a curated record. NCBI's taxonomy places the organism in Eukaryota, Metazoa, Chordata, Mammalia, Afrosoricida, Chrysochloridae. Gene Ontology annotation, biological process: sphingolipid metabolic process.